Molecule: messenger RNA, 471 nt
Organism: Aricia agestis (brown argus)
Lineage: Eukaryota; Metazoa; Arthropoda; Insecta; Lepidoptera; Lycaenidae
Product: chorion class CA protein ERA.1-like
Exons: 2
Coding region: 43-426 (127 amino acids)
Biological process (GO): chorion-containing eggshell formation; multicellular organism development
Cellular component (GO): egg chorion
Molecular function (GO): structural constituent of egg chorion
Source: RefSeq, a predicted model, not a curated record
ACUUGUUCUAUUUUUUAUUAGUUCACAAAAAAAAAAAACAUCAUGUCCACCUCCGCAUUGAUUAUCCUGUGUCUCCACAUCUGUGCUCUACAGAACGUGUACAGCCAGUGCCUGGGCGGCGGGGUGGCAGGCUACGGCCUAGGGCCCGGCUUCGGCCCUGGGCUGGGCGCGUACGGCGCGGCGGUGGCCCCCGGGCUGGCGCUGGCGGGCCCCGGGCUGGAGUACGCGGCGGCGUACGGCGGCGCCGGCGUGGGCGACGUGGCGGUGGCCGGCGAGAUGCCGGUGGCGGGUACCACGCUCGUGGCCGGCCAGGUGCCCAUCCUCGGCGCCGUGCGCUUCGCCGGGGACCUACCCGCCGCCGGCGUCGUCACCAUCACCGGCAGCUGCGCCUGCGGCUGCGGCGCCCCAGGACCUUACUAUUACUAAAUUAGUUUGUCGAUAAUUAAUAAAUAAAUUAAAUAAGUAAUUUAA